ACAGAGUGUUAAUGACAGAAGGCAUUAAAAAAGAAUAAAUUGAAAGAAUGGGAGAAAAUCGAGACAGGAUAGUCAUUGCAUUCGUGUUCAAAGGAGUAGCUACCAGCCUUGAGUAAGACCAGUAUAGUGAGAUAAAUAGAGAAGGUUUUAAGGCAGUGCUGAUCACUGCUGACCAACACAGAAAUGUAUAAAAACGCAGUAUGGAACUGUGCAAUGCAAGCUGUGGCUGCUGUUUGAGCCUGCUGUACUAAAUUGUUCUGUAGCUCUGAGUGCUAAGCAUUUUAAAGCUGAUUGCACUUUUUGGCUGCUUGUGAGCCAACAAUGCAGAGUAAUUAUUUGCCAGCAGUGGCCUGUAGGAAAAUGUCCAUGUUCUGCUUGCUGUACAGGCUGUUAAAUUGCUGGUGGGGUCAGGGCUGGGAAGCGUCUGUAGCCAAAGCCAGGAACCUUGUCUUGUAGUUUGUCCUAGAGAAUGAAACGGUGCAUAGGCUCCGCAUUAACUCUUGCUUUCAUUAACUUUUUUCAGUGUGCAGCUCUACUUAGACAUGUGUAUAUUAUCAGGCUUAUAGCUCGUACCAUCUGUAUAAUACCUCAGCCUCGAACAUGUCAAGGUUAUAAAAUGUAAUUUUAUACACACUUACUUGAAACUUGUUCUCAUGUCUGCCUCAGAGUUCUGUGCUGUGCAUGAUCCUGGCUUGAGCUCUGCGGGGUAACUUCCUUAAUUGUUCUGUUCCCUGCAUCAAUUUUGGCUUGCUUUUGUGUUUUAGAAAUGCAUUCGAUUACAUUUCAUUUAAUGCCAACCAUGUAAGUGGUGCAGAUUGAAAGGCACCAGCUUUAUUCUUUGUCUCAGUGAGUGCAGUGCCAUCGCUGGAGGAUCAGUUUCUCCCUGAAGCCUGAGAGAUGUUGGUGAGGAGCAUUUGUUGGCAGUACUAGGAAAUAAGUGGAUUUACCUAAUCUGUAUUAACCUAUGAGCAAGAUAAACAGAGAUAGCUUUGCAGAGUAUCCAUUAACGAUAUUUUGUGCUUGUUUUCUCACUUUCAAGUCUUGUUGCUGGGAAAUACCUUUGCAAUCCCAGUCUAAGAUACUGCAGUGUUUGUGUGUAUACACGAUACGCUUUUUUCCAAAAAGCAUUAAUUCCCGAAGAACCAGAAAGAAAGUCUGAUUUGUUAUUGAGGAAAACCGAAGUAAUUUCCUCGGUAGAAAUUCCGUGCAGCUCUCUUCCUUUGCUGCUGCUGUGGUACCACCUCCCGCUGCGUGUGAGGAGGGUCAGGCAGCAGAGCCGCCCGCUGGCUCCCGGCCUUGCAGCUCCAGGGUCUGUGCCGCAAGCCCCCUUGCGCUGCGGCUGCCGUCAGCGUGGCGAGGGGGGGGAUGUCUGGUUCUCGCCCUCACGGCCCCCGGGUGGCGGUUGGCGCCGCGGGGUGCGCUCAGCUCCGCGCCCAGCGCCAGGCCCGGCUCGGCGCCUGAGGGCGGGGCCUGGGCCGGGCGGCGGGGCCUGCUGUCCCGGCGGGGGAGGCUGGGCGCUGCCGCCGUCCGUCCCCCCGGCUGCCCUCACCCGCGGGCGGGAUGCGGCGGGCGCUGCCGCCGCUCCGCGCUCUCCUCGGGGCCGGCGCGGCGGGGCGGCCGCCCUGGCUGCCGGCGCUCAGCGGGCUCUGCGGCGCGCCCGCGGCUGAGGGGUGCGGCGGCGAGCUCAACGUGCUGCCAUCCUUUGGUUUUCUAUUUGACAUUGAUGGUGUACUGGUACGAGGAAAGACUCCAAUUCCUGCUGCAAAAACAGCCUUUCAAAAGCUAGUGAAUUCUCAGGGACAGUUUUUGGUGCCUGUAGUGUUUGUCACCAAUGCAGGGAAUUGCCUUCGCCAGAACAAAGCUGAUCAGUUGUCUCAUCUACUGGGAGUUCCGAUUUCACAAGAUCAAGUGAUGAUGUCGCACAGUCCUCUGCGGAUGUUCAAACGUUAUCAUGAAAAAUGUGUUCUUGUAUCUGGACAAGGACCACUUCUUGAUAUUGCUCAAGACCUUGGUUUCUGUCAACCUAUCACCAUUGAAACAUUGCGGGAGAAACACCCUUUGCUAGAUGUAGUUGACCAUGACAGAAGACCUAAUGUUCUGUACCCCUCUGCUGUGGAGCUUCCCAAGAUUGAGGCUGUUGUUUUGUUUGGGGAGCCAGUCAGAUGGGAAACCAACCUCCAGUUGAUAAUAGAUGUUUUGCUGACAAGUGGCUAUCCUGGAAAUCCAUAUCACCAUGAAAAUCACCCUCACAUUCCUGUACUUGCUUGUAAUAUGGAUCUGAUGUGGGUAGCUGAAGCACAGUCUCCAAGGUUUGGGCAUGGAACAUUCAUGGUUUGCUUGGAAAACAUUUACAAGAAGAUCACUGGCAAAGAUCUGAAAUAUGAGGCCUUAAUGGGCAAACCUAGUAGACUGACCUACCAGUAUGCGGAAUACCUCAUCAGGGCUCAGGCAGCAGAGAGGCAAUGGAAGCAACCCAUUCAAACUCUUUAUGCUGUCGGAGAUAAUCUCAUGACUGAUGUCUAUGGUGCUAACCUUUACAAUCGCUAUCUUGAAGAGAACUCCAGGAAAGGGUCAAAAUCACGGAUUCAGGCCAAAGUUGCUGGUGGCAGAGGAUCUGCCGCUGUCUCUCAGGAUGAUGAAAUAGGCAAUAGUUGGGAGAAUGAAUUGGCAUCUGCAGCUGCUGCCCAGUGUAGGUCUGUUCUGGUUUGUACUGGGGUUUACAACCCUCACACCGAGGUACCCCUGGAUACCACGGAGAGAGUAACUGAAGCAGUGUUCCAUGGCCACAGGGAUUUUAGGUUUGAUCCUGGUUUAGUAGAACCGGAUCAUAUUGUACCAGAUGUUGAUGCUGCUGUAGACCUGGUCUUCCAGCUGGAGAACUUUGCACCUAAUUGAGAUGACAUGAUUUCUUAAGGACUACUCAGUGCUGUGCUUUUCUUCUCCUCAAACAAACAGUGCUUUAAAAUCAUGCCACAAACUGCUGCCUUCUAAGAUUUUCACCUUUUAAAUUAAUACAAUCUUACAUUAAGUAUAAAUAUUAUUAGUAUACUUUGGUAUAUUUAAUAUACUUAUUCUAAGUAUAUUAAAUAUCAAUAAUGCUUUUUAAAGUACUUUGAAAUAUGUAAUUUCUUGCUUUAGUUGCCCUUUAUUGUCCUUCUAUUCAUAAUAUUAGAUAUUUUAAUAGCAAUUUUUUAUAGUAGCUUAUGCAUGUUGCUGGUACUUAAAUUCCCACAUGCCAGUACCUUCUUUUGUUUGCUGGAAGAGUUAGCUUCUAUGUAUUGGGAAUCUUGAGGCUAUCAGAUUGUGAUGCUGGGAUCAUUCACACAAUUACAGAUUGGCUGGUACAGAGCACAGCAUGUGUUACUGCUUGGUAUUCUGCAAGUAAUGUGUGCUCUUUCAAACCAGAGCGAAGUUCAGGUCUGUUGUGCUACUUUGUACUUGCUCACCUAUAACCCUGCAGCCUUUCCUUUUAUCUGUUUUCCCAUGUGUCUGGAGCUGCUAUUGCUUUCCUCUCUGUAACAUGUAAAGCCUUAAUAUAAUUGUCCAUGUAAGAUGGAGAAGGCUGACUUGUAACACCAUUUCUGGAACUCUGACUAAGCUGAACACAGUCAUGUGAGGAAAGUGGCUUACACUGUGUGUCCUCUGUGGCAUAAGACCUGGCCUUUUUGUCUUUGCCUUUUUAUCUGCACUCUUUUGAGGAAUGUAAAAAUCUUAGAAAGCUUUAUCAAUUAUGUUUCAGGUGUUUCUGUCAGUUUGACUUUUCUACUGAAUGAGUGACUACUGUUUGGGCAAAAAGUGCCUAGUAAUUUACUUGAAGCUUCACACCACUGUGGUAAUUAACUGGCCUUUAGUGUAAUAUAUUUCAUCUUGUGUCAGUGUUAUAUGUUGCUUGGUUCCUGGAUUUUAUAGCUGUUCUUUUUUUUUUUUUUUUUUUUAAAAAAGGGGUAAUUUAUUUUGUUAUUUUUGUAAAAUACUUUUAAAUGUUUUCAUCCAAAAGAUGCCUUUGAAAAUAUCCUUGUGUUAAUUUGUUAUACAAAUACCACAGUACAUGGUGUACUUGUGACAAAAGCUUGGAAAACAUAAGCCAGUUAAGUGUGUUUUAAAAACAGUCAACUCACACAGAAGUAUCACUUAACAUCACCCAUGGUCAGUUCAGGUAUUUAUGGUUGGUUGGUUGGUCUUUCAAAUUAGAAACUGUACAAACAAAAAUCUGUUGGUCUUCAGUUUUCUCAAGUUCUUGCAGAACUAGCAGAAUGCUAGCUUAAAAGCAUUGAUAGACAGUUGGUAUCAUAAAGUGAAAUGGCUUCCUGGCCAGCUCUUCACUAAUUAUUAUCCUGAUAUCAAAUACAGAAACUCAUGUCAUGAAGAGAACAUUGCUGCUAUGAAAUUAGGUUUUUUUGUUGUGCUUUCUCCAUUUGCAAACCACUGUAACCCCCCUCUUUGCUAUCACAAUUGUUGAUUCCUUCACUCAUAAUGUUUCAUAAGCAGCUUUCAACAUAUCUUGCUGGAUCCAGUUUAAGGACACUGCUCUAAACAGUAUAUUUCCUGUUUCUUCACUGGGAAGGUAUUACAGCAGCACAUUCUUGCCUUUUUUUAUUCGAACAAUAAACAGAUAUAUCCCUAUUUCUUUAGCACUUUUCUGUAAUACUUCAACUAUUUGCGAAGUAUGCCAAAUCUUUCUCUGAGUGAAGAUUGUAGUUUUGUAAAAUGUCGGGGUGACUUGAAGUUGCAUUGUUUCAAUACUGAAGCAUGUUGCAGAGCUCUUUAACUAUUACCGGAAGUGGUUUCAGGUUGUCAGUGAAGCAAGGAAUAAAAAUGUGAAAGCUGAUGAAGAACAGAAAA
Molecule: messenger RNA, 4842 nt
Organism: Tyto alba (common barn owl)
Lineage: Eukaryota; Metazoa; Chordata; Aves; Strigiformes; Tytonidae
Product: haloacid dehalogenase-like hydrolase domain-containing 5
Exons: 8
Coding region: 1561-2895 (444 amino acids)
Biological process (GO): glycerophospholipid biosynthetic process
Cellular component (GO): mitochondrion
Source: RefSeq, a predicted model, not a curated record